Messenger RNA from Myotis myotis, 3146 nucleotides. RefSeq names its product gap junction protein alpha 4 (gene GJA4). The transcript has 2 exons. Gene Ontology annotation, cellular component: connexin complex. Bases 923 to 1912 code for a protein of 329 amino acids. NCBI's taxonomy places the organism in Eukaryota, Metazoa, Chordata, Mammalia, Chiroptera, Vespertilionidae. The record is from RefSeq and is a predicted model, not a curated record. Gene Ontology annotation, biological process: cell communication.
ACAGAAUUUCCAGAGGAUGAGGCCCAGAAAUCAGGAUUUUAAAAAGAUUCCCAGGUGAUUCUAAUGUGCAGCCAAGGUUGAGAACCACUGCAGUAGAUGGAUCCCAAGGAAGGACGUUGGGAGCGUCUGGGCCUUGCCGCAGGAGCCGAGCUCUGGGAGCAGAACCAGCCCCUAGGGAUCUCUGUUCUCACGACCUCAGGGGUCAAAACCAAGUAGGCGCAGUUAUCAGCUUUGGGAACCCGGAAGACUCAGCUCAGACUGAUCCUGACGUUCUGAGGUCAGAGCCAAGCCUGUUAGGUAGGACGUCAGUCAUGAGCGGCUGGGUGGGGCCUGCCCUGGGGUCCUGACAGGGGUCAGACCAACACGGCCUUCAGACCACCCCUCGAUGGGUGGCCCAGCAGCCAGCAGACCGCCCGCGGGCACGUCCGGAACCGGUAGGUCCAGAACCAGCCGGUUCUUGGUGCAAGCUCAGAGGAAAAGGACAUGACCUCCAUGUGACCUUACUAGGGCCGUGGACUAAUUAUAAUAAAAUUUGCAUUGUAGUUUUGACCACCCCCUCCCAUCCCCCACCCUUGGUGUGUUUGUCUGUUUGCGUAUGGGUAAGAGCAUGCGCAGAAGAGAUAUAGUUGCAUCACCCCUUUCUGUCAACCAUCCCUGAAUGCAAGUGAAAGUCUCCACCCAGAAAAUUCCUCACGGAAACUAUAUAACCCAGGAGUUUGGGGCAUUGUCUCUCUUGACUGGCCUGCUUCUCGCUCACAGUGUAUCUUUAAUAAAUCCCACUUCGCUGUACUUUCAUUUUCAUUGACCUUAAAAUCUCUUCUGCUUCGACGAGAAGAACGGAGGUCCCAGCCGGUAACCCCAAUUGGUAACAUCUUUUUGGUGCCGCUACUCGGACUGCACGAACCACAGAAGCCCAGGAGCCAUGGGUGACUGGGGCUUCCUGGAAAAGUUGCUGGACCAGGUCCAGCAGCACUCCACUGUGGUGGGCAAGAUCUGGCUGACAGUGCUCUUCAUCUUCCGCAUCCUCAUCCUGGGCCUGGCCGGUGAGUCCGUGUGGGGUGACGAGCAGUCGGAUUUCCAGUGCAAUACGGCCCAGCCGGGCUGCCCCAACGUCUGCUACGACCAGGCCUUCCCCAUCUCCCACAUCCGCUACUGGGUGCUGCAGUUCCUCUUUGUCAGCACGCCCACGCUGAUCUACCUGGCCCACGUCAUUCACCUGUCUCGGCGUGAGGAGCGGCUGCGGCAGAAGGAGGAGGAGCUGCGGGCACUGCCGCACAAGGACCCCUGCGUGGAAAGGACGUUGGCAGCCAUAGAGCGUCAGAUGGCCAAGAUCUCAGUGGCCGAAGAUGGCCGCAUGCGGAUCCGAGGGGCGCUGAUGGGCACCUACGUGCUCAGUGUGAUCUGCAAGAGCAUCCUAGAGGCAGGCUUCCUGUACGGCCAGUGGCGUCUCUACGGCUGGACCAUGGCGCCCGUGUAUGUGUGCCACCGCGCACCCUGCCCCCACUCUGUGGACUGCUAUGUCUCUCGCCCCACCGAGAAGACCAUCUUUAUCAUCUUCAUGCAGGUGGUCGGAUUCAUCUCCCUGCUGCUCAACCUGCUGGAGCUGGUGCACCUGCUGUACCGCUACCUCACACGGAGACUAAAGGCCCAGCAGGGCCAGCAUGCCCCCCUCGCUCAGGGCACCACCCCGGAGCCCUACGCUAACCAGGUCUUCUACCUCCCCAUGGGCAAGGAGCCCUCAUCCGAGCCAUGUCCCGUCUACAGCGGGCUCUCAUCCAGUGAGCAGAACUGGGCCAACCUGACUACAGAGGAGAGGCUGGCUGCUUCCAGGCCACCCCCCUUCCUGGACCCGUACCCUCAGAGUAGCCAGAAAUAUCCCAGCAGCCAUGCUUCUAAGAAACAGUAUUUGUAGGAACCUGGGACUUAUGUCACCCAACAGCGGGGCCUGGGAAGUCUGGCUGCCUUGGGUGCCCCCUCCUUGAAGGCUCUGCAGAGAUGACGAGGGCGGGGGAAGCGGGUGCUUGCUGGCUGUGGGGCCUUACCAUCAGUUGUUCUUGGACACCUGGGACCUUCCUGGUGACCAGACAACACCUCAUGGUUUCCCCUCCAGAACCUGGCUUUGCCGCAGGCACAGACAGAGCCAGAUCGGGGUGCUCUUGACCGAAGGCUUCGGCCCUCUGGCCUUUUUCACUUUGUUCAGAGGGGCCCGAAGCCAAGUUACUCCACUCCCACCGUCAUGGAAGUUUCUCCUCCACCCAGAUUGUCCUCACACCCUCUCCUCGCAGGAAGAGGCUGGACCAGGCUGCUGGGUAGGCCUGGAUUACACACACAGAGCCCUGUCAAGGAGGCCGGCGUCUUGUUCUCAUCACUCCUUCCUGGUUCCACUGUUUAUGCUUCUAAAAUAAACAGAACUUGAUCACAAGCUAGGUGUGUAUAUUGACGCUGUCGUGAUGUGCAUCAGGGUGGGAGCUGAGGGGUGGCCUUGCUCUCCCCAGGCUUUCUUUGCUUUUCUGUCCUGGAUAAUCCGUCUUUGGCCUCUGCAACCCCAACUCCAGGGAGCACCUUUCACCUUCCAACUCAUACACCCCACCUCGCAGCAGCCCUGAGUCCUAAACAUUCUGCCUUUUGAAAUGCCUCAGGUACCAUCCUCUUUCAUCCUCUGCCUCAGCCCCUCAAGCCAAAGCAGUGUCUGUCCUCAGCCUGCCCCGUGGCCAUGGAGUGCCCCAGCCACUCCACCCCCUGCCGUGUGCUUCCCCCUGGACACACACACCCUGCUCCCAACGCUGCUGGCCAGCUGAGCCCUUCGCAGUCCAGCUCAAAUGCACCCCAUCCCACCUCAUCCUGGGCCCCUUGGUAUUCGAGGAGGAGGGUUUAGAUCACUUGCCCCUCCAAGCGUGGCCCUUUCUACCCACCAGAAGGAGCAACUCAAACCUGCAUCAUGUCUCCCACCGCCUAAAACUCACUCAGAACAGACAAUGGCAACAGAGAAAGGUGGGAGGGAUGGUGGAGGAGCUGAAUCUUGCCUCUAAGUCACAAAUGUUGCAGGAGAAAAUGAACAAUUGAACUGGAUCUUGACGGGUGAAUAGGAGUUCGCUGAGGAGGAGAAAACACUGAGUAUUCAGGCAGAGAAAAAAGUUCGUGCAAAG